Messenger RNA from Crotalus tigris (Tiger rattlesnake), 3041 nucleotides. It is a transcript of the gene HNRNPA3, whose product is annotated as heterogeneous nuclear ribonucleoprotein A3. The transcript is spliced from 12 exons. The coding region runs from base 147 to 1271 and encodes 374 amino acids. Gene Ontology annotation, molecular function: RNA binding. Lineage: Eukaryota; Metazoa; Chordata; Lepidosauria; Squamata; Viperidae. The record is from RefSeq and is a predicted model, not a curated record.
CGCCUUCCUUCCUCACGUGCCCUAGUUUCCUCUGACCCGCUCCUCCCACCCUCUUCCUCUCGACUCCAUAUUGAGGCUGAAGGAGGCAAAACCCAGUCACAAAAUGGAGGUUAAAAGGAGCAACUGAGUCAGAACACACUCCCAAAAUGGCGUGUAAAGAGGAGAGAGAGGCUGAAGAUUACAAGAGAAGGGGAAGAAGAUCCUCACAGGUGGGUCAUGAUCCUAAAGAACCAGAACAAUUGAGAAAGCUGUUUAUUGGUGGCUUGAGCUUUGAAACAACAGAUGAUAGCCUAAGAGAGCACUUCGAAAAAUGGGGCGCACUCACAGAUUGUGUGGUGAUGAGAGACCCACAGACAAAACGCUCUCGGGGCUUUGGUUUUGUGACCUAUUCUUGUGUGGAAGAAGUAGAUGCUGCAAUGUCAGCUCGACCACAUAAAGUUGACGGUCGUGUGGUAGAGCCAAAAAGAGCUGUUUCUAGAGAAGAUUCUGUGAAACCUGGUGCUCAUUUAACAGUGAAGAAAAUAUUUGUUGGUGGAAUUAAAGAAGACACAGAAGAAUAUAAUUUAAGAGAUUAUUUUGAAAAAUAUGGCAAAAUUGAAACCAUUGAAGUAAUGGAAGACAGGCAGAGUGGAAAGAAAAGAGGUUUUGCCUUUGUGACAUUUGAUGAUCAUGAUACAGUAGACAAAAUUGUUGUUCAGAAAUACCACACUAUAAAUGGACAUAACUGUGAAGUGAAGAAAGCUCUCUCCAAGCAAGAAAUGCAGACUGCAACCGCACAACGAAGUCGUGGGAGUAGUUCAAGCAACUUCAUGGGUCGUGGGAAUUUUGGCGGCAGUGGUGGAAGUUACAACAGAGGUGGAAGUUUUGGUAGUAGAGGAAGCUACAGUAGUGGGGGCACUGGCAGCAGUAGAGGAAGCUUUGGCAGUGGCGAUGGAUAUAAUGGUUUUGGUGAUGGUGGAAACUAUGGUGGUAGCCCUGGAUAUGGUGGCCGAGGUGGUUAUGCUGGUAGCCCAAGCUAUGGAAAUCCAGGUGGUGGAUAUGGCGGAGGAAGUGGAGGCUAUGAUGGUUAUAGUGAAGGAGGAAGCUUUGGAGGCAACUAUGGUGGCAGUGGAAGCUACAGUGAUUUUGGCAACUACAGUGGACAGCAGACUUCAAGUUAUGGGCCCAUGAAAGGAAGUGGCAGUUUCAGUGGCAGAAGUUCAGGCAGUCCCUAUGGUGGUGGCUAUGGGUCAAGUGGAGGAAGUGGCGGCUAUGGUGGACGAAGAUUCUAAAAACUAGUGGAUAAUGAUUUUUGAAGAAACCUCUGUGACCAGAGGUGGAUAUCUUAUUGGAAAACUUUUGCUUGGUAAGAAUAUACAACACCGAUCAUUUCUUUUAUUGGAUUCCUGAGCUCUGAAAAUUUUUUUGAGUUUUGGAGACAAGAACAAACUGGGUAAAUGUGAAAUAUAUUGAAUAAUUACUGUAUUCAAAUCAAUGUGGGUGGGUAUAUUAAAUCAUCUAAUUGGCAUUUAGGUCUAACAUCUAAUAGCAUGAAUACAAUGGGGGGGGAGGACUACUAUGAGCUUGAAACAACAUUUUCAAUAUUUUGAGAAGAUUUUUUUUUUCCUGAUGAAACAACAUACCUUUGACCACUUUAGCACAGGAAAAAUGGGUACUCCUUGAAGCAAGUUUUACUUCCCUGCUUUCCUAGAACAAAAAGUUCCCAUUGUUAUUGUAGCAGAAUAUGGAAAGCAAGGGAACAAAUUAUUUUUUUACUUUUGGGAAAUCUAAGAACCGUGAUUGAUUGCUUUUUGCUAUUUGCAUGCUUCUGGCAUAUAGCCUCUUAAUGCCGUUACCAAAAUUUGGCAGGAAUCACUAUUUUGGAGGGAUAAUUUCCCAGUGAUUUGGAUAAGAAAGGUGUUAUGAUGCAUUACAGAUUGUUGAACAUACCUAAUUGCAUACAUCAGGCAAAUAAAAAAACCACAACCUUUCACACAACCUGAAAAUCCUGAUUUUAUUACUCGUGUGAUUUUUCAGUUAGAAAAGUAGCCAAUAUAAAGUUAGCAUUGCUGGAUUCCUAUUGGUAAUGUUUCUAAUUGCCAAAUUGCAGGCAAGAAAAUCAGUAACAUUCUCACCUGGAAUACUUGAUGUGCCCUCUAAAUUAAUUUUCAGGUAACAAAUCUUUAAAAUGAGUUUCUUGGGUUGGUUGUUUUUUUAGGAUUUUUAAAAUUCUAUAAAUCUUAAUUGUAUAAUACUGAAAUUCAUUUGCCUUAUUCUGUUAUUCUGCAUGUAAAAGAAUAGGACUAUGGUUCCAGAUUGUCUGCCUUUUCUGGCCGUCAGCAUCUCAGUUUAACUUGCAAGUUAUGAAUUUAUGAGUAGUUUACAAUUUCUGUACCUAUCUAUAAUAGUAGCAUCAAAUGUACAACUUGUUAUGUUAAAGUAAAUAGGAACUGUGGCUAAUUGAAACUGAAUAUUAGAUAAUAUUUAUGGAUUGUGUCUUGCUAUUAAUCCUAGGACUAUGAAUGGCAAAGAGCACCUAUGCUCCCUUUUUGUCUUAUGAAAACAGGGUUGAGGCUAAAAUGGGUACAGUAAUCAGCAAUCCCCAGCAAGAUGGAAAUGGGGUGAGUGCAUGUGUUUCUCUGUGCCUCAAAUUUGGAUAGAUUUUUAUUGGUAAAAGAGUACCUGAAUCCCGUAUGCGCUCAGCUAAAUAUUUUCCCCAACAAGACGGAGAUUAACCAACUGGGCGUUUGGUGAUGGGCUUUAUAUACAUUAUGGUGCUAGAACAGUGCCAGCAUUAGGGAUCUUAUAGUCCUCAAUAAACUUAGCAAAGUUAUGAUAUUCAGUAGGUUACCAUUCUUAAUGUGCUAAAUUGUUUGCUUUUAUCUUCUGCUCUGCAGGAUGACUAAUCCUGAAGAAACAAUCGUCUGUUUCCAUAAAUUGAAAUUUUUGAUUCUUCAAUGGAACAUGCAUACAACUGAUAGCUAUGAGAGCAAAAUUGAACUAUGUAAUAAUCAAAUGCUUACAAUAAAACAAAGUUAAUUAUGAUAGUUGAUGAAUCUGAA